UAUGUUGUUGUUUUUAAGAACAUGAAGAUGGUUCCUGUUCCAGACCAAGCCUUUGGGAACUUCUUUGAGGGAGAUUGCUACAUUGUCCUCUAUGUGAGUAUUGCUACAUUGUCCUCUGUGAGUAUUGCUACAUUGUCCUCUAGGCGAGUAUUGCUACAUUGGCCUCUGUGAGUAUUGCUACAUUGUCCUCUAGGUGAGUAUUGCUACAUUGUCCUCUAUGUGAGUAUUGCUAAAUUGUCCUCUGUGAGUAUUGCUACAUUGUCCUCUGUGAGUAUUGCUACAUUGUCCUCUAGGUGAGUAUUGCUACAUUGUCCUCUGUGAGUAUUGCUACAUUGUCCUCUAGGUGAGUAUUGCUACAUUGUCCUCUAGGUGAGUAUUGCUACAUUGUCCUCUGUGAGUAUUGCUACAUUGUCCUCUAGGUGAGUAUUGCUACAUUGUCCUCUGUGAGUAUUGCUACAUUGUCCUCUAGGUGAGUAUUGCUACAUUGUCCUCUUGGUGAGUAUUGCUACAUUGUCCUCUAGGUGAGUAUUGCUACAUUGUCCUCUAGGUGAGUAUUGCUACAUUGUCCUCUGUGAGUAUUGCUACAUUGUCCUCUAGGUGAGUAUUGCUACAUUGUCCUCUGUGAGUAUUGCUACAUUGUCCUCUAGGUGAGUAUUGCUACAUUGUCCUCUUGGUGAGUAUUGCUACAUUGUCCUCUAGGUGAGUAUUGCUACAUUGUCCUCUAGGUGAGUAUUGCUACAUUGUCCUCUGUGAGUAUUGCUACAUUGUCCUCUAGGUGAGUAUUGCUACAUUGUCCUCUUGGUGAGUAUUGCUACAUUGUCCUCUAGGUGAGUAUUGCUACAUUGUCCUCUAGGUGAGUAUUGCUACAUUGUCCUCUUGGUGAGUAUUGCUACAUUGUCCUCUGUGAGUAUUACUACAUUGUCCUCUUGGUGAGUAUUGCUACAUUGUCCUCUGUGAGUAUUGCUACAUUGUCCUCUAGGUGAGUAUUGCUACAUUGUCCUCUUGGUGAGUAUUACUACAUUGUCCUCUAGGUGAGUAUUGCUACAUUGUCCUCUGUGAGUAUUGCUUGAAUCUACAGGGGUUACACUGUUGGUGUUGAUGCUCAACAUACAAGUCUUAACACAAUAUUGUCUCAUCUACAUUGUUUAUUUGUGUGCAUCCCUGCGUGUGUGCGUGCCUGUAUGUUUGUGAGUCUUGCCCAGAAUAUGCAGUGAAUGUGUGGGGAGUCUCUACCCUGGUACCCUGUAGAAAUGAUCUAGGGGUCGUUCCUGAAUUACGGUGGCAUUUUGAACACUUUUGAUUUAUUCCAAUGUAUUUGGGUACAUCUUCCCAUUCAAAACGUAUCAAUAAGGCAGCAGGUCACAACACCCACACACGGUAGAGGCUAUAUACAGUAGAGGCUAUAUACAGUAGAAAGGCUAUAUACAGUAGAGAGGCUAUAUACAGUAGAGGCUAUAUACAGGAGAGGCUAUAUACAGUAGAGAGGCUAUAUACAGUAGAGGCUAUAUACAGUAGAGAGGCUAUAUACAGUAGAGAGGCUAUAUACAGUAGAGGCUAUAUACAGUAGAGGCUAUAUACAGUAGAGAGGCUAUAUACAGUAGAGAGGCUAUAUACAGUAGAGGCUAUAUACAGUAGAGACUAUAUUCAGUAAAGAGGCUAUAUACAGUAGAGGCUAUAUACAGUAGAGGCUAUAUACAGUAGAGAGGCUAUAUACAGUAGAGAGGCUAUAUACAGUAGAGGCUAUAUACAGUAGAGGCUAUAUACAGUAGAGGCUAUAUACAGUAGAGGCUAUAUACAGUAGAGAGGCUAUAUACAGUAGAGGCUAUAUACAGUAGAGAGGCUAUAUACAGUAGAGGCUAUAUACAGUAGAGGCUAUAUACAGUAGAGGCUAUAUACAGUAGAGGCUAUAUACAGUAGAGGCUAUAUACAGUACACUGCGCCACUCGAGAGACUGUGUAUGGUUAAUAGCAUAGUCAUGUCCGACCCUGCUUGUUCCCUCAACUCCAACCACCAAUCACCUACAGAGCCCAUAACCUGUAUCACUAGGCAUCUCAGUGAGCUACAGGCAGGAAUCAGUAAUGAAUCCCAGUAAUGAGACACCUAUGGUGAACUCUUGUAGACCGAGAGCGAAUUGUGAAAUGUAUUACUCCCACCCUGAGGAGAUAUACCCCUUUAACCCUGUGAACACCGUGGAACGCGGGGGUACCAGACACACGUUCCUGUGAACACCGUGGAACGCGGGGGUACUAGACACACGUUCCUGUGAACACCGUGGAACGCGGGGGUACUAGACACACGUUCCUGUGAACACCGUGGAACGCGGGGGUACUAGACACACGUUCCUGUGAACACCGUGGAACGCGGGGGUACCAGACACACGUUCCUGUGAACACCGUGGAACCGGGGGUACCAGACACCGUUCCUGUGAACACCGUGGAACGCGGGGGUACCAGACACACGUUCCUGUGAACACCGUGGAACGCGGGGGUACCAGACACACGUUCCUGUGAACACCGUGGAACGCUGGGGUACCAGACACACGUUCCUGUGAACACCGUGGAACGCGGGGGUACCAGACACACGUUCCUGUGAACACCGUGGAACGCUGGGGUACCAGACACACGUUCCUGUGAACACCGUGGAACGCUGGGGUACCAGACAACGUUCCUGUGAACACCGUGGAACGCGGGGGUACCAGACACACCGUUCCUGUGAACACCGUGGAACGCGGGGGUACCAGACACACGUUCCUGUGAACACAGUGGACGCGUGGGGUACAGACACACGUUUCCUGUGAACCACCGUGGAACGCGGGGGUACCAGACACACGUUCCUGUGAACACCGUGGAACGCGGGGGUACCAGACACACGUUCCUGUGAACACCGUGGAACGCGGGGGUACCAGACACACGUUCCUGUGAACACCGUGGAACGCGGGGGUACCAGACACACGUUCCUGUGAACACCGUGGAACGCGGGGGUACCAGACACACGUUCCUGUGAACACCGUGGAACGCGGGGGUACCAGACACACGUUGCGCUACCAUGAGACUGUAGAGCCCGCAUGAAGCCCAGCCCCCUUAUGGGCACAGUGGGCUCUGGCAAUGGCUGACGUAGUACCCCGUUUGCUGUAACAAAACGUGGGGGCACUGUCGUCACAGCAGUGUUUUUGUGGAGCGGCGCAGUGGCUCGGGGGGCUACUUCCACAUCGGAGGAGCACGCAAGCCCCCGCUCUCUCUACUCCCUCCAACUCCAGGAAUCUAAAAUAGGAAUGGGGUAGCCACAGAGCCGGUGGGAACGCUAGUAAGCUUAAUUCACGGGAAGUUACGCAUGCUAGCCGACGUUAGCCAGGUGGCUCAUUAGUCUAAGCUAGGCUAGCUAGCAUGGUCCAUUUAGAAUAACCAAGCCACUUAACGCUACAUAUACUAAACAAGAGAGCAUCUCCCCCGUGGGGAGGCAGGAAUAGCAAGUUGUAGCUAACUCCUAACUAUAAAAAAAAUAUAUAUAUAAUGUAUUCACUAACUGUAAGUCGCUCUGGAUAAGAGCGUCUGCUAAAUGACUAAAAUGUAAAUGUAAAAUGUAACCUAGCAUUUAUAAAAAAUAAAAAAUAAAAAAAAAAAUAAAAACUCACCUCGGUGAGGCUAACCUGGCUAGCACUCUAUGCAGCGCUUUUAUUGAACCUUUAUUUUGACAGGGAUGACAUAUUGAGACCUGAGGUCUCUUUUCCAAAUGCGCGCUGCAUAAUACAACAUAAAAUACACAUUAAACACACACACACACACACACACACACACACAUACAUUAGAUUGGCCAUUGUGGAGAGGUUGGAGUCUGUUUGAUUGAGUGUGUGGACAGGUGUCUUUUAUACAGGUAACGAGUUCAAACAGGUGCAGUUAAUACAGGUAAUGAGUGGAGAACAGGAGGGCUUCUUAAAGAAAAACUAACAGGUCUGUGAGAGCCGGAAUUCUUACUGGUUGGUAGGUGAUCAAAUACUUCUGUCAUGCAAUAAAAUGCAAAUUAAUUACUUAAAAAUCAUACAAUGUGAUUUUCUGGAUUUUUGUUUUAGAUUCUGUCUCUCACAGUUGAAGUGUACCUAUGAUAAAAAUUACAGACCUCUACAUGCUUUGUAAGUAGGAAAACCUGCAAAAUCGGCAGAGUAUCAAAUACUUGUUCUCCCCACUGUAUAUAUAUAUAUAUAUAUAUAUAUAUUAUAUAUAUAUAUAUAUAUAUAUAUAUAUAUAUAUAUAUACAGUGGGGAGAACAAGUUAAAAUACAUUAAAAUACAAAAACACAGUUGUGGUAAGCACAAAUAAAACAUCACAAAUCACCCAGAAAAACUGUUAUAUUCAUCCACAAAUAAAUCCCCGAUCAAUACUUUAAAUUGCCCGAACGGCACCAGAACAUGUUAGCUAGCCUGGUCUCGAAAGUGUACGUAGAACCAGAUCACCGAGGUGGGACCCGGACCAUUCUGGGGAGACAAGCGGUGUGUAUCCCUUUCCUCAGUCAAAUGACCUAGUGGCCUCAUGGGUGGAAUGUUAUUAAUCAUUUCAUAAUUAAUAAAACAUUUUAAAAACCUGCCGAAAAUAUGGUGUUUUUAUGUCAAACAGUUUUGUUAUAUUUCAGUCUUCCAUGAUGUAUAUCAAGUGUAAUAUUGGGAUGCAAACUCAAAAUUGAAUACAUUUCAAUACAUUUCAACUCUAUAUCUGACAUGGUACAGGUGUCAGUAUGAAAAAAUGUAUGCACUAACUAACUGUAAGUCGCUCUGGAUAAGAGCGUCUGCUAAAUGACUAAAAUGUAAAAUGUGUCUUAUUUUUUUUAAAGCCCAUCACUAUGUGUGUGAGGUGUUUAAUUUUGUUCCAAACUAGAUUUGUUGAAGACUCCCAAGAAACACUUUGUGUGACCCUGAUUUAGCCCACUGCAGUAAAAGGUUAACCAACACAGACACAGGGGAAUACCCACAGAACCUGGUCGCCCUCUCUCUUCGAGUAGCCUCACGUAACCGGCGACAGAGAGCACAAGAGCCGGGAGACAUUCGACCCGACCAACGACUCAGAGGUGGUACGGGCACCGGGGAGAGGAAGUCACUAUCGGAAACACCAAGACACCUAAAGACAAGUCAAGAGAACCUGCUGGCUAACAGGGGAACAGAGCCAGCCGUCCCCUAAACUCAGACGUGAACUGAUUCGAGCGAGGGCAGCCUGAGCAUGCACCGAGCCGAGACAUACAAGACAAUCGUGUGUAUCUUUUAAUUCAUUGAGGCAUGGUCGCGAACCCGGCUUGUUAGCCUUCAUCGUUUCGGUCGCGUUAGCCAUCGUACUUAUUGCUAUAGCCUGGCCAAGCAAUUAGAAGAAUAAGGAACCACACAAACUUCAGCACACAACGUCCAGGGGUUGAGCACGCUUAAGGGACAGUUUAGUUGCUGCAACGUAAGACAGUCUCGUGUUCUAAUUGUUUGUUUUAGUGGUGUGAAAUCGUUUCUGUUCACACCGAGGUGAAGAGAGGAAGAACUGAAGGAAUGAAUCUGAGCCUCACGCUUAUCACCUGGGGAAAGCGGGGCUUCCAGCGAGGCAAGGAUUUAAUUGGCCUUGUCAGGCGUGAUUGUAGAUCCUUCAACCGAAGACGUGAGAGUGCGACUCCCCAUAGUAUGUUGUACUGAAGUUGACUGACUGAAAGGGAACUGAGGGGCACACAUUGCAUUUUAAUACCAAUGUUGUUGUUUUUUAAAUCUAUACAAUAUACUAAAUACUUUUGUUCACUGUCUAGCAUUCAAAAUAAUAUCUAGAUAUCUGUCACUAUACCUCUACACAUCACCAACCUGCUACCCCUCAGUAGUUUAUACAAUACAUAUAAAUAUAUGUUUUACACUAUAAGGACUUACAUAUGCUUUAAUAUGAAAUAACAGUUAAAUAAAACGGAACAUUUAUCAUUUGUCAUGUUUUUGUCAUUUUAAAGUGUUUUUACACUGUGCCAAAGUCAAGAGAAAGCAUUUACCACCGCAAUUCAAGACUGACCCCUCAAGAAUGACCCCUCAAGAAUGACCCUAUGGCAUAUGUGUGUGUGCAGUAUACAAUAUGAAUGAUGUGUAUCUAUGUCAUGAACAUGUAUCUGUGUGUAACAGAAUACUAUAUGUGUGUGUGUGUGUGUGUGUGUGUGUGUGUGUGUGUGUGUAUGUGUGUGUGUGUGUGUGUGUGUGUGUGUGUGUGUGUGUGUGUGUGUGUGUGUGUGCCCAGGGGAGUCCGGACUCCAGUAACUCCAUGGACAUCCACUAUUGGAUCGGUAACUCCUCCUCUCAGGACGAGCAGGGAGCAGCGGCCAUCUUGGUGACUCAACUGGAUGAGUUCCUGGGGGGCAGUCCUGUCCAGCACAGGGAGGUACAGGCCGCAGAGUCCUCCAAGUUUAGGAGCUACUUCAGGAACGGACUCAUGUGA
Messenger RNA from Coregonus sp. 'balchen', 6428 nucleotides. NCBI's taxonomy places the organism in Eukaryota, Metazoa, Chordata, Actinopteri, Salmoniformes, Salmonidae. The record is from the annotation of a GenBank genome assembly.